Molecule: messenger RNA, 576 nt
Organism: Cladocopium goreaui
Lineage: Eukaryota; Dinophyceae; Suessiales; Symbiodiniaceae
Source: the annotation of a GenBank genome assembly
AUCCCCUCGUGUUUGAGUCAACAUGGCCCUUCCCAUGAAGAAGUCCGUGAUGAAGAGCAUGAAGGCAAUGAAAAAGACCACCGCGAUGAAAGCUCGAGUGAUGAAGAAGAAGGCAGUGAGCAAGAUUGCUCGAGGAAAGUCGGCAAAGGCCGUGGUCUUCAGGGGCAGCAAAGAGAAGACUGCAACAGGUUUCAAACAGACAGACUUGUUGAAGAACAAGCGUAACAAGGUUGUGACCAAGAAGCAGCAUGCUGCCGGCAAGAAAGCCUACAAGAACAUCUCCGCUUGGACCACCGCAGUGACAAAGGCCAGGAAGGAGUUGGGCAUCAAAGGCUUCUGCGCUGUGAAUGGUAAGACAGCGCAGGGCAAGGCUCUCUAUGCCAAGGCCAAGGCCAUCUAUGCCGCCUGAACGGUUGAGAGAUGUUGAGAGAAAUCGGCAGUUCCAACUUGCGUGGUAGUUCACGGAGCAGAGAACUUGCCUUGACUUUCUCUGUUGACGAACUGAGCUCGGCAUGUACAGCUCGUUUAGCCGAGCCAUUCCCCGCCUCAUCCAUAGUGUGAGGACUUUGCGCUGGC